Messenger RNA from Epinephelus moara (kelp grouper), 3265 nucleotides. RefSeq lists its product as uncharacterized. Gene Ontology annotation, biological process: immune response; cell surface receptor signaling pathway; positive regulation of T cell proliferation. The record is from RefSeq and is a predicted model, not a curated record. The transcript is spliced from 8 exons. Bases 31 to 921 code for a protein of 296 amino acids. Gene Ontology annotation, cellular component: external side of plasma membrane. NCBI's taxonomy places the organism in Eukaryota, Metazoa, Chordata, Actinopteri, Perciformes, Serranidae.
UCACACUGUCAGUGGAGGCGACACAUCACAAUGGCAUCCUGUUGCAACACGCAGUGUUUUCUAAACGGAAAGUUUCCCCUCCAGCUGCUGAUUGUUUUGACUAUGACAACGCACUUGGCUGACACAGAAACUGCUGCUCCUGUUGAGCUCAGAGGGGAGGUUGGUGGGAAUGUGACCAUUCGGUGCCCUGUUGACCGAGAAAGGCCAUUAAUAUUUUUGUACUUUCAGCGGGGAAAUAUAUUUGUGAAUGGCUACCAUGCAUCAAGACCACUAACAAACACAUGGGAGAACACCAGAGUGGAUCACGACAUGACCAUGCUCAUGCAAGAUUUAAAUGUCUCUCACAGUGGCAACUAUCAGUGUCAUAUCCUCUACCAUGGUGGUGGGAUUAAUGAAAACCAUACACUCAUCCAUCUGAGUGUCACAGCAAACUACAGCAAACCCACACUAACGGUGAACUGUGGCAGUGAAAACCAUCGCUUCAGUUGCUGGGCGACGUGUGCCUCACAUGGCGGUUACCCAGGCACCAAGGUGACAUGGACCAUACCAGAAAGUCAGACAUGGAGGGAAGUGAACAACACUGCAAUGCCAGAUCCACACACUAUGCUGGUUAACAGCUCCAGCACCGCGUUCUUCAACUGCUCCAACGUCAAGCUGACAUCCCUCAGCUGCUCUGUGGGCGGCGUCACCUCCGAGAUGUUACCAGUCUGUACACCCAAAAAAACACCGGAAACGUUUAGUCCUCAUGUGAUAACAGCAGCCGUCUGUGCAGUGGUGGUGGCCAUUAUCAUUGCACUGGUGCUCUGGUUCAAAUGCAAGAAAGGACAGAGAAGAGCAGCAGCAGCAGCAGUAGUAGCAGCAGCAGAUGUGCAGCGAGGAAAUGAACGUCAGGAGGAAUUAACAGUGCUCAAUGAAACUUAAGAAGAGGGGAAAGACGCAUCUUGAGUGCUGAAUUGGCGAAGAGGGGUGUCAAAGUUCUAGGAUCUAGAACUAAAAUUGUAUGUCACUCAAGUGUAUGUUACAUUAGUGACUGACUGGCUGCAUAAAGGCAUGAACGGCCAGUGUCCAUAAUGGUCAGUGACUCACUGGGGGCCGCAUGCCGUCAACAUUUCACUGACAUUUGUGACUUUUAAGUGUUUGAGGAAGUAUUCCUUAUAAAGUAUCCUUUUAAAGGUGAUGUACAGUGCGUCAUCCAACUGAGAAUGGCUUACUUCUCAAAAAAGAGGACUUUUCCAGUGGUUUAUGGUGAGAUUGUGGUUGUAUACUGGAAAACAGUGUCGGGGGAGCGGAGGUGGGGGUGAAUGUACUUCCCAGCAUCAGUGAAAUCAAAAGCACAAGAAAUGUAGAAAUGUAUGAAAUAUCUGUUUAAUCUUUAUGUGACCUCUACUGGAUGGAGCAGGAUAUGUUACAUGCUACAAGUGUUAAUUUUUGACUGUGACUCAUCUUUUUUAAAUACAGUAAAUUAUUGUUGUUGCACUUUAAAGUCACCCGGAGCCUUUUUCUUAAGGGAAUACCUCACCCCCAAAAUGAUCGCUUGUAUAUCAAUUACUCACUCUGUGAUCAUUCAUUGUAAAACUCAGUGAAUCCAAAAAGGAGAAAAUGGAGUCUGGGGCAGCCGAUUUCAAUGGAAGGCAUGAGCAGAGUUCAAACGCACGUGCUUGCCAAGGCACGUUACUUCCAUGCGGAACUGUUUAAACGCAUGUACGGAGUCAACCGGAUGCCCAUUCAUUCCUGUGGGUAUCUCCGUGAUAUCCGAUGUGCCUGCGAAACCCCUCCCCUCUGUAAUAUUGCGGCCCACAACUUGCUUCGAGUAUGUUAAAAAAAAAACUUCUGAGGUGGAUUUUGGAGGGACUGUAUGACAGUGUGCUAGCUUAGCUAAAAGGCAGUUAACUAGCUAACAGGCUAUUUUCUUCAAUUCAGUUUCCUGUGUUGAUUGUCAAGUGAGUUUGUAUGAUUAAAAAGAACUUGUUUAUCUAGUUUUAACACAUUACUCAUUAUCACUCGUUCAGCCGUUCAUACGUUGUUUUGAUUUUUUUUUAAUUAAAUAUUUCAUGAAACGUGCUAUGUACGUGGUAGGUCCUGUUUCUGUCCCAGUAAUGUUCCAAGGACAUAUUCCAAAUUAGAUGGCAAAAAACUGACAAAAUUAGCCUCUCCCCUACAGAUACAGGUAGUUUCUAUCAGGUUUCUAUCCAUCCGUAAAGUAAUGCACUUACUUGCGUUGGACACUAGAGGCGUCAUCCGUAUAUUUACACAGCUACUACACAUGGAAUCAAUAAAGGUGUAUCUUAUCUUAUCUUAUCUACGGAGCCCGGUCACAUACUUAAGUGGAAAUGAGGUGUAAAUCGGAAUGUUUAUAAUGAAAAUGCAUGUGUUGCAUACGACUGGAUUAAUGAGACUCAGAUUAUACUGCAUGAGUUGUGUGAGAAUUUGUAAACAGAUGUUUUGAUAUAGUUUUAAAGCCAGCUCCUGUUUACUUCAAAUCAUCAAGAGUAUUGUCCGUUUUUGGAUUCUUCGUUCACCAUGUAACGUAAAUGUAACGUUACACAAAGUAAGUGACUGAUAUUUGAAUGGUCAUUAUGGUGGUGAAGUAGUUCUUCAAAUAUAGCCCUUUAGUGUUCGGAUUUUUUAUUUUUUUUUAAUUUAAUAUAUGCAAUAGAACAGUCAAUAUUAGUCAUGUCACAUUAGAAUCUGAUUAUUUUUGUUUUGAGGGUGAUCAAAAAGGAGUGUUGUCUAUCAGAAAUCAGUAAAAAAAAAAAAAAAAAAAAAAGCUGUGAAAAAUAUGUGUCAAUGCAGAAAAGAUAGUCAGAACACAUGAAUUUGUGCUCUACAGUUUAUUAUGCAAGUUUUCUGCAAUUGAUUCCGGUAUUCCAGGAUUCCCCUGUAAGGUGCAAUAUUAAAUACAAAGGGAAGGGGGGGUUCUUUAUUAGUUAAAUUGUUAUUACCCUCAUGAUUAAUAUUGUAGCCCUUAAACAACUCUGACAUUUUUUUUCCUCAGGUGACUGUUCUCAUGUAAAAUAUUGCUAUUUAUUAUUUUAUAUUAUUUGCCGUGUUUACACUGUUUGGGGUAAUUUUGGCUGUUAAUCCUACUUCCUCGGAAUUACCAAACCUUCUCAAAGGGCUGCUUUCAUUUCCUAAAUCUGUUAGGAACACUCCUUAUGAAUAGCUAUUUUGAAUUUGUCUUGUUUGUGUGGCAUUUACAUGACCUCUCAAUCCUGCUCUGUCACUCGUUUUCAUUCUUUGGUACUAAAAUGUUCAACCAAUUAAA